Molecule: messenger RNA, 4340 nt
Organism: Lineus longissimus
Lineage: Eukaryota; Metazoa; Nemertea; Pilidiophora; Heteronemertea; Lineidae
Product: inner centromere protein A-like
Exons: 16
Coding region: 66-3341 (1091 amino acids)
Biological process (GO): metaphase chromosome alignment; meiotic spindle midzone assembly; mitotic cytokinesis
Cellular component (GO): meiotic spindle midzone; midbody; nucleus
Source: RefSeq, a predicted model, not a curated record
CGGGAAAGUGCCCAAUUUUUGUGAAACCAUAAUUUUUAUCACCUUUUAAGCGGUUUCGCUUCAGGAUGAACAACCCUGGAAGUGGUCUCCUAAAAACAUUGACUGCAGUCAAUGAGAAGAGUGAAGCGUUUGUCGACAAGAAAAUUGAGGAAUAUAAACUUCUCGUAGAAGAACACACAACAUGGUUGAAUGAAAUUUUGAUUGAAGUGAAGAAAUCAUUUGUCAGUCCAAAGAUUCAAAUUUUGCCAAAGACACCUUCGGCCAAACGUGCACGUAAGAGAAGAAAAGCAGCUUACACAGAUACCGACAAUGAUGAUGAAGAUGAACAUCAUGCCCCUCCUUCAAAAACAAGGAACACUAGAGGCAGAGUGGCCAACGAUUCCGCUAGUGAUUUUGAAGACUCGGCUGCUGACACUGGACGUUCGACACGCUCAUCUCGAGCUAGAGGGUCUCGAAAUGCUCAAUCAAGAUCAGCCAGGAGCUGUGCAAAAUCUACCAAGAGUUCCUCCCGUAAUCAGAAAUCAGAAACAUCUGAUGAACCAGCGUCCCCCGUUAUGAGUUUGAUGAAAGGUCGGGACACUAUCUUAGAAGUUUGUGAGCCAACACCGACACUGAAAAAAACAGUUCUUUCGGUUCUUGGUGAAGUCCCUGCUGCUAGUCCCAAGACACCAGUGACAAUAUCUAGCAAUGAUAAUCAGAAAAACACUCCCAUCGAUGUAUUUACUGGGUUAAGGGUGACGCCCAAGACGUUAGUUAAAAACGCCUCUCCAAGGAGUCCGCGAUGUAUUCCGAAUUUUGCCACGUUAAAUGUGAAAGAACAAGCUAGGGCUUAUGAACACAUGGUCAGUUCAUCCGACGAGGCGACUCCAAAGAUGGAUCGUGUAAAAACAUUGAAGUCGCAAACACCAAACAUUGGUGGUUCGGACAGUGAAUAUGGUACGCCAAGUGCAGAUUCCCCAAUGAGAAUGUCUGAGCUGAAAACGCCUCAGCAAUCGUCGCUAACGCCAGCAACUCCUACGACAGUAAUUCACGUGCCCCAGACACCUCCCACUGUUGUGUACACCUCUGAAGCUUCAGUUACACUAUCAAAUGAGAACACAAGUAAAGUAAAAUCACGGAUCUUGAAGCAGGUUCCUAGUGGUAGCGUAUCCAGUACGGAAAAACCGGCCAGUCGGAGAUCUUCCGUUCGAAAGUCUACGAGCCACCGUCUGUCGAUGCGGGCUGGUCUGAAAAGGAGCAAGAUGAGUUUGAGCAAGCGGAAAUCAUCGAUCAUGCAUUAUCAGGCUCCAAGUGCGAGUGCGGCAACGGUUUUGGAAGUCAUCCAGUCACCGCUCCCGCAAGAAGAUGAGAUUAUCACUGUGUCUCCAAAAGUGGCCCAAAAGAUGUCAGCUAGUACAUCUUCACUUACUGGUACUCCUAGGCAGCCAGGGUCAAGGUUGCGACUGAAGAAAUCAAAUAGGAACACACCUACUGAAUCGCCCGUCCCUGCACCUCGACGAACAACGCGGACAAAGACGAGGCAAUUGGCGUCUGCCUCCUCCGAUGAUAACGUUUUUUCACCAACAGCAGUGCCUAAAUUGACGGGUCGAUCGACGCGUACUAAAUCACGGCAACAGACAACUUCGUCUUCAGCAUCAAGCACGGGAGGCAGCGUCUCAUCACCAGCGGGUCAAAACCGGCGGGUAACAAGAUCAAAACUUCGUUCUGCGAAAUCUGCCACAGACUUGUCGGAUGCUAGCAAAUCGGGUGAAAAUGAAGUCAGUGCACCAGAGGGAACAACACGGAUAACAAGAACCAAAGCUAGAAAAAGACAUCACACCGAAAGUGGUGACAGUGCCUCUGGUGAAACUGUCCUUCAAGAAAAUAAGAGAAGAAAGUCUGAGAAGAAAAACGACGUAUCUGUUGUUCUUAUUGACGACAGUGGUGAUGAGCACGUAAAUCACGGAAAUGCUCCUGAUGAUGUUGAGUGCAGUGAGGAAGAAGACAGUCCGAGGAAACCCGCCUUCCAUACUCCAACCCACCCAUCGUCGUUCCUUAAUGCCCUGAAGAAAGUAAAAGGCUCCGGAGGGGGAUCGGGACAGAAGAUGACUGGAAAUCUGAAUGGCCUUGUCUCUUCCUUCAUUAAACGUAAUACACCGAAGAAUAAAACCGCUUUGGAGAAGCGUGAAGAGCAGAAGAAAGAGCUCCUCAAGAAGAGACAACAGCAAGAGGAUCGCAUUCAAAGAAUCCGAGAUCAACGCAAGAAAGAGGUCGAAUUUGCCAGAAAAAAACGUGAAGAGCACAUGAAAAAAGUUCUGGCAAAAAAACAACAGCAGGAGAAAGAAUUGAAAGAAAAUACAAAGCGGACUGUCGAAAAGACGAAGGAAAAAGUGGCCAUCACGAUCCAGGUCCGAGAACAGAAGGAGAAGGCUGAGAGAGAGAAGCUUCAAAAGAUGAGGGAGAAGAAGCUCUUGGAAAUAGAGGACAGAAAGAAACAGGAAGAGUUGGUCCGGUUACAGAAACUCAAGGAGAAGGAGGAAGAGGAGAGGCACCAUCAAGAAAUGCUGCAGCGCAAGCGGGAGUUUGAAGAGAAAGAGAGGACACAGAAACUGCUGGAAGAACGACGACUGGCAGAGAUCAAGAGGCAUGAGAUGGAGGAACAGAAGCUGAAGGAACAGGAACAGAUGCGUAAGCAGCAGGACAUCCAGGAUCAACAAAGACGGAAAGAGCUAGAAGAAAAGGAGAAACAACUUGCCAAGGAAAGGGCUGAAAGGACGCAACAGGAACUGGAACGCAGGAAGGAAAAGGAAAAGAAGUUGGUAGAGGAACGUGAAAAGGAACGUAAUCGCCUCCAACAGCAAUUGGCCGACCAGAGGGUGCGCCAAGAAGAGGAGGAAUGUCGCAGAAAGGAACAGGAGAAAUUAAAAGCUUCCAUCAAACAAACUAACCAAGCAAAUAUGCACUCCAGUUUGAAUACUAGUGGGAAUAAUUCCAUCUACGCCUCAUCGAAAAUGAAUACAACUUUUGAGAAGGAAAAGAAUACUUCGUGUGAUAGCUACCCAAUGACCCCACAGGGUAAGAAGAGAUGUGAUAACUACGACAUUGAGGACAUGAAUUCUGACGACUCGACUGAUGAUGAAGAUAAGCCAAGGAAGGAAACCCCUGCGUGGGCAAAUGGUGCUAGUUUGAAGGCCAGUCUUCUCAACCAGUACUAUCGCCCACCAGAUAUUGAUGUCUUGUUCGGUUAUUCGGAUAUGCCUGAUCUCACAGUCAUGUUCAACAGAUUCAAACAGAAAAACCGUUUUAAGAAGCGAACAAGCUCGGCUGUUUGGGACUCUCCCAUGUACAAAUCUCCAAAAUGAAGUGAUAUUUCGCCUUAAGUAGACAUUAUUUUCGGAUUUGAUAAUGAUUUUAAUUUACUGAAUGCUGGAAUUCUCUUUUUGCUGUCACAUAGAAAAAUUCAUAGGCCUAAGAAUUUUUUUAGUGAACAGGGGAAUUGAGCAAUGUGUCAGCAAUCCUCUUCUUUUCUGCUGAAAUUUUUCUUCAGAUUACUGAGAGGAAACCUCAAACCGUGCAUAAAACGUGUACAGGUAUAUUCUGUCAAAAUGACGUUUUGUUAUUAAUCCAUUGCUUACCGAACCGGUACAAUGUGUGGGCCCACAGUGGCCCUUUUGAAAACUGUGAUACACUUGUUGGUUUGGAGUGUAUGCGCGGUCCAAUUCCCACCCAGAGGUUGGCAAUCUCUUCAAAGAAAACACGGGUGUUCUUUGUCUGAUGUUAUUCAUGAUUCCCUUUUGUCAUGAACUGUAAACUCCAUUUUUCUUGCGAGAGGACCAGAGUAGAUUGAAAGUGUCGAGUAAGUACAAAUUGUUCUCGAAGACUUUCUGAUUAGGGCUUGGAGGAUUUUGAGAAUUUUGGGGGAUAGCGCAAAAUGAGUGGUUGGAUCAAUUGAGUCAUUUUGUUUUGUAAAUACAUUUGUAAAUUCUAAAUAUGAUGACAAAUUUUACCCCGCUAUGUAGCAUGUAUGUGUACUGGACCAUCGCGGAGCAAGUUGUAACCCAGAUCUUGUGGGCUUUUAUGUCUAAUAUGUUGUCUGAGAUGCAUGGGAGACAAACUAAUUCAAAUCGGUUUUCACUAAAUGCCCCGCAAACGUUAUUUCUCAUCAUAUAUAUUAACAUGGACUGUACGUCAUAGAUACAUGAGUAUGUAAUUCCGUAUACCCAUGUAAUUUUCAAAAUUGUAAAUGCUUUUGUGCUUUUGUACUUAGCCCUUGAGGCCUAUUACCAAACUGUGUAAUAAUGCAGCUUAAACUCCUUUGCACAGUAAGAUUUGAUGCAAACCAAUAAACUGUCCGAUAAGAA